AUGGACUGCCACGUGACGGUUGCUCACCAGAGUGACGGGACGUGCACCGAGUACGCCCACAUCAAACUCGUCGACAUCAGGGACAAGUUCCUCGUCAUCAAACUCUCACCGGCCGAUGGACUCGGGAGCCUCAAUGUCACGGUGAGUGAGCGACGAAUCACCUGCACACACGUGGACGGGCGGAUGGGUCGUGUGGCGGUGUUUUUGAUAUAUGUGCGUCAGAUUCCCUCUCAGUCUGUCAAGGAGAUCAUGAAGACCAAGGGGGACGUCCAGGGCAUCACCUGCAUCGAGACUGGCAGCCACCGCCAGGUCAACUUCUACCCCCAGCCAGACCAGCUCAGGGCCUUCUUCGCCAGGUUCCCCCAACUCAAGCCGCCCGACGUCAAAGACAGCGCUCUGCUCACACGCAAACGAGGUUACCAUCACACCAACACACCACACCCCCCACACCAUUCACCACCCCACCACACUCCUCUCUCUGUGUGUCUGUGUGUGUCCAUCCAUUCCAUCCAUCAAUCCAUCGGUCAGGUGACGAGAACCCCAACGGCGAUGGAUUCGUGCCGAACCCCCACAUGAUGUUUUCCACGUCGUCCAGCAGCCAGAUGAUGGGCCAGGGCAACCACAACUACAACAGCAGUAGCUACAUCCCGCCUGCACGCGGGCAGCCUGACGUCAACCCCGGACCGCCACCGCUGGGCGGCGCCAUGGGCGGCAUCCCCCUGCAGCAGGGGCCCGUGCUGUUCAAGCCACGUGACCGAAACAAAGACCAACGCGCAAACGCCCUGCACUCGUCAGGUAAGCUACCCUCCCCUCUCCCCAUCCCUCCCCCCGUCCACAUCGCCCACCCAGCACACACUAGGCGUGUUGUCCACUGUCACGGCAACAGGUGGGAGCGCUGCUGGACGGGGAGGUGGCGGUGGUGGCGGGGGAGGUGGUGGUGGUCGGGGUGGUUACCGUGGCCAGCCAGAUGCCGACGAAGACAUGAUGAUGAUGCCUGAGAGCUCGCCCCCGACACAGACGCCCACUAACCGCAACAAACGCGUAAGGCUCCACUGACCACUGGAUGGCACACACAAGCCGGUCACUCCCCCGUGUGUGUGUGUGUGUGUGUUUAUGUCAGCGAAUGGAUGUCGACGGCGGGGCGGCUCAGUGGGGGGCGGGCGGUGCUGUGGGACCGAAUGAGAACGACAACAGUGCACAGCAUAGCAACGCGGUGCGCACAAGUCGACAGACACACACACAGACACACAAAGGAGCUCAUUGUUGUGGGUCAAUCACUGGUCAGGUGCCUGCUGAUGACGGCGCUAAGAGGCGUAGACGCGUAGACAUCAGCCGUACUGCUGCUGCUGCUGGUGGCCAUAGCGGAGGUACGCAAAGCAUCAGCUGCUGUUGGUGGACUGCACAUCGUCAUGACCGUCCUGUGCUGUGUUAUGGUGUCUUCAGGUGGGUCGAUUGGUGCGGGUGGUGCUGCGGCAGAGUCACAGCAGCAGCAUGAGGGGGGCGGCAGCUCACUGUCGGCAGAUCUGACGGCCCCCACAAUGCAGCACCCCCACCAGCAGCAGCAGCAGCAGCACCCCGUGUGGUACGUCCUCGCCCACCGCGGCAGCGAUUUCCUGCUGCGGGAUGUGCUGCGUCUGAGGGAGAGCUGCAAAUGGGCCAGAGGCCUUUUCGGAGCGCCUCAGCUGCGGCAGCGACUCAGCCAUGAGCUCGGCACACAGGCGGGGCUGCGGCGGACGGUGAAUGGGAAUGUGGUGCAGCUGCUGACAUUCGACGACCAGCAGAUGGGCGAGGGUGACCUGCUGGCGGCGCUGUGUGUGACGGAGGCGGGCGGCUGGAGUGAGAUGAGCGAGGCGAUCGAGCUGGCGGGGCAGUGCGGCAACUGCCAGCUGCCUGUGAGGCUCACUGCCGCCGAUCUGCACCAAUACCCAAACAAGACGGUAAGCCAACCGAGGGAGGGAGGGAGGGAGGGAGGGAGAACGGAUGGCUCUCAAUCGGUGUGUGGUGUGUUGAUGUGUUGUGUAUGCAGGUGUAUUUGGCCGACCCCCGUGUGUUGGCUCAGCUCAAGAUGGUCUGCCCCCACAUCGACUUCGGCGACGGCGUGAGCUUUCGGCUGUUCCAGCACGGCAACACAGUGCGGGCCAUCCAGGAUUAGGACGGCUUCGAGCUCGACACCAACCCGCCCUUCCCUGCCAACCACCCCUACCAGCAGCACCGACAGCCGCACGACCCGCCCGUCCGCAGCAGGAUCACAGGCUGGGAGUCGCAGCCUCAGUCGCUGCUUCAUGUCGACUCCGCAUCUGUGUCGUCGUGUGUUAAGAAGAUCGUCCUCAACCACUUCAGGGGGACUCACCAGAUCAACAGCACUUGCCGUAAUAUCGACAGGUGAGGCGGGGCAUCACUGUGUCAGGGCACUGCCACGACACACGAGAUGUAUGUGUGUCUUCAUUGGUCAGGCAUAUCGACAACGGCCGGCUGGACACCCUCAUGACACAGUCCCCCCACACACCAGUGGAGAGAUGCACCACCACCACAUCGGAGUGGUCAGCUAUCGGCUUCACUUACCGUCGUCUCGUGUUGACCAACACUGGCCACCCGUUCGUCGCGUGGAUCAACGUCAACGAGCACACCAACACCGGUCAGCCCAGCCCGGCACAGCGAGGGGGAGGAAUGCGGUGCCACUCUCAUCUCUGUCCUCUCUUGUCAUCCAUUUGCAGUGGAGGUGUAUGUGUGCAUCAACACGACCGAGUCGGCUGUGUCUGGUGUGGGUGGCGCCUUUAAGGUCCACUUCCCGGUGACCACUCGGCUGGCGCGUGCGGUGCUGGAGACCAUCAUCUCAGCCAGGAUCUUCGACCGAUAG
Molecule: messenger RNA, 2857 nt
Organism: Vitrella brassicaformis
Lineage: Eukaryota; Vitrellaceae
Source: the annotation of a GenBank genome assembly